Messenger RNA from Paramecium primaurelia, 747 nucleotides. NCBI's taxonomy places the organism in Eukaryota, Ciliophora, Oligohymenophorea, Peniculida, Parameciidae. The record is from the annotation of a GenBank genome assembly.
AUGUAUGAUUUUUUAGGAGGACCAAAACCAAUAUAGAUAAGAUGGAUAGUAAAUUUAUUUAAAGCAUUAACUCUUCCAUAUAUUGUACUGUUGAUGUAUUAUAUGUAACACUUUGAAUUUGGAACUUAUUUAUAUGUAUUUUAUUGUUUUAUUUUAACUUUUUAGUUAUCAUUACAUGGUAGUUAUGGGAUACUUUGGAUAAUAAAAGAUUUUAGUUUUCCAGAUUAGAAUUUUUAGAAAUACACAACAAUUCCAUCAGCAAUUGGUGGAUGUUUAAUUUUGAUUGCUUAUUGGAUUUUACCACUUAUAUAAGUAACUGGGUUUGGUUAGAAUUAAAUUAAACCUAAUUUAGUAUGUUUCAUAAUCAUAUUAUAUGUAUUUGGAAUUAUUUUAAUGAUGUCAAGUGAUUGUUAGAAAUAUUAUACAUUAAAAUACAAGAAAGGCUUAAUCAAAGACGGAUUAUUCAAAAUGAAUCGAAAUCCAAAUUAUACAGGAGAGAUUUUAAUAUAUCUUUCAUUUGCAAUUAUUACAAACAAUGCUUUAAGUUACUGUAUUGUUUUUAUGUCAUGGAUUUUUAUGUUUUUUCCUUUUAUGUUGAGAAAAGAAAUUUCAUUAAGUCAGAAAGAGGGUUGGAAUGAGUAUUAUAAAUAAAGUUAUCUUGCAAUUUGGAAAUUCUGUUAAUCUGAUAUUAUCAAUAUUGGAUUAUAUAUUAUAAUGAUUGUAUUUAUAAUAGUAUUAAUUCUAUGA